UGGCGCGUAACGUUCAACACAACGCACACCACAGUCAACCCCCAAAACAAAAACAGCAAAACAAAAAAAAAGAUAAUAACGACUACUAUCUGGUCCUGGGACAAACAGGAUGCGCUCGAGUGACCCUGCGCACCUGUUCGCCAACGACAAGUGCCACGGACAAUAAUGAAAUUUCCCGGGCCCACGUUUGCGAUUGUGUGCGUAUGUGUGUGUGUGUUUGUGUGAAAUUUUCUUGUAAUUUAUGCAAAGCAUAAGCGAAGGCGGAAAAUUCAACUGGUGUCUCUUUGGGCGGCUUUGUUCCUGUGCUGGUGGGAACUGGCCAUAGUGAAAACUCCCAGCCAUAAGCUGGAAUAACUGAUAGCCCACAUUUACGUCCAUGGUUUGUGCCACACGAUCAUGCUGAUUGUGGACAUGUUGACGCUGGCAUUGGCAAAUGAGCCGAUAUGCGGCGGUGGCAAAAUGAGAUCCAGUGGCAAGGAUAAUCAGGCGGUUGGAGCAGCAGCAUCAUCUGUGGCCAAUACAACUGGUGGUGGACUAGGCCCAAACUGCGGGCAUUCGAGCCACUUGGCAUGCGAGGCACGCAACUCACGCGACAAUGUUGCUGCCGUCCAUGACGAGCUGCGUCAGCAGUGCCACUCGGCGAUAGUUGCGGUGGAGGCGCGUGCGCGUGCUGAAUACACUGGCAACAACAAGGGCGACAGCAACAACAAUAGAAGCAGCAGCAGCAGCAAGAACGCUAGCUGCAACAACAGUAGGAGCAGCAACAACAGCGACAUUAGAAGCAACACUAGCUGCAACAACAGCAGCAACAAUACCAACAUUAGCUGCAACAACAGCAGCAACAUUAGCUGCAACAACAGGAGCAACACUAGCUGCAACAGCGACAACACUGGCGACAACUCAGCAACGGAAGUGGCCACGAAAUGUGAGUACGCGCAACUCGAGCAUGAGAGGCAGAGCGUGAGCGCAGGCGCAUACCUGCAACCACCCAAUGUGACAGUUAGCAGCAGCAGCACCAGUGGCAACAACAACAACGGCAAGAGGGGGAGCAGCGCCUGCUCAAUACCUACAAUUGGCAGUGAGCUUUUCAAAGCCAACCUUGUGGCAGCAGCAGCAGCAGCAGCAGUCGUCGCAGCUGAGCAGCAGAGGCAGCAGCUACACAAGUCAGCAAGCAGCAGCAGCAGCAGCCAACCGUCAACGAAUUCUGGCCAAAAGCUGUGCAAAUUGAUUGAGUCCAGUGAAAAAUCGGUGGAAAUCAAUUGCCCCAGUCCUUGUGGCAUACGCAACGUGCCAGAAAGUGGCCAAAAGUCCAACGAAAAGUCGUCGCAAAGCGUUGGCCAAACUGGCGACGAUAUUGGCAGUCACAACGACGACAACGAUACCAACAACGACAACAACCACAACCACGACGACGACGACGACGACGCGCGACGUACAGAAAAAUUUGUGCAAAAAAUCAGGCAAAGCGCGUUGCCUGCUCGCGGGCCACAUCAUUUUUUUUAUCCCAGUGAAAGUGUUGAGAUAGAUGCAGCAGCAGCAGCAGCAGCAGCAUCAACAGUAGAAACAGCAACAGCAGUAGCAGCAGCAGCAGCAGCAACCUUAAGCUCCAAAAAGGAGCAGCAGGAGGAGCAGCAGGAGGCGGGGCAGGCGCCAUUGUCAUUGCCAUAUUCUCAGUACCCUCCCUGCUCCCACGAUAACCAGCGAACCCACGAGCUACCAGCCAGCAGCAACUCAUCCUUGACUGGAUGUGGUGGCGUUGAUAAUGUCGCUGGCAUUGCUGCUGUCCGCCCACAAAAAAGUUCCUGGCCUCUGGAUUACGUGAGGAGCAGCAUCCCAGAUACAGCAGCAACAUGCAAUGACAACGGCAACCAGUCAAAGCCCAGCGAUUUAAGUGCAACAUCCGAGGAGAAGCUCAUCGAUUGCGAGUCCUUGGUGGGCGAUACAGUGCCAACAGCAGCAGCAGGAGCAACUGCAGCAGCAGUAGCAACAAGCUGUAUUGAGCAGGAUCUCAUCGAUUUUGAGCACGAUUUGGGCGAGGAUUUUGUGGCCAGUCAGCGCUUAAAGCGACUGCAAUACAAUUUUCAGGGACGCGUGGCCAGUUGUAGUAGCAUUGAUUGUGUAAAGGCAUCCUUGAGACCACAACAACAAAAGCAGAAGGAGCAAGAGCAGGAGCAGGAGCAACAAACAAUAAGCAUAACAAAGAAACUACCCCCAGAUACCGAUAGCGAUACCAGCCAACAACCCCAACUCCAGUGCCCCAGCCAAACGCAGCUAGCCCAAACCCAAACCCAAACCCAAUCCACUCAAGGCGUAGACAAUAAGGCGAUUGCAGCAAUUAUCGCGGACCCAAGUGCAAUUCAAUUAAAUGUGGAUGCCAUUCUCGCAGCGCCAUUGCCAAAUGAAAGCGAAACAACAGACAGCGACAGACAAACAGCUGAAAAUCCCAAGGAGCAACAUUUCGUGCUGAAUACGCACUCCGAGUGCCCAGUGCGCAGGAUCGAGAAGGCGGAGAAGGAGGCAGAGGCGGAGGCGGAGGCGGAGAGCCAUAACCAGAACGAGAACCAGACCCACAACCAAAACCAGAACCAGGACCAAGUGGUGAUUGAAAUCGAAACGGAUAGCGAGGAGCACGUCGCUUCCACGGAGGAUUGCUUGAGGCGCUCUGCCUUUGUGCCAGCUCAGCCGAGUUGCAAGGAGGCCGGUGAUUUUGGCACAUCGCUCAGCGAGUUCGAUGUGCAGCGAUUUAGCGAGUAUCUAAAGGUCGCCCGCCAAUUGCAGUGGCAACAUUUGAAUAGCAAUAACCGGAACCGGAAACAGCAGGAUAUCGCUGACACCAGUAGUUUCCAGUGCUACGACGAACUGCUGGCCGAGUUCGUUAGCGAGCAACAGGAGUACUUGCUAUUCGAAAGCUAUUCCGAUUGCGAUACGAACUCGAAUUCGAAUUCGAAUUCGAAUUCGGAUAGCCAGGAGGAGUUUGAUUGUGGAAGAGCCUGCCAGUGCCAUGAGUGCCUAGCCAGUCGGGAUCAGAACACGUCCACUUGCGCCGCCAGAGGCAUCGUUAGCGUUACAGCAGCCCAUCUAGAACGCCCGGAUCAUCGAUUCAUCCCACAUCCCACCCACCUGACCAACGGCAACAAGAUGCGCGAGGUGAAUGGUCAGUUGCGCGGCCUGCUCAAGAAGCCAAAUCGACCGCCGCCGGCACGCAAGAAUCGCGUCGUCUUCGAUGAGACGCGCAACGAGUUCUUUGAAGCGGACUACAUAAUCCUGAUACGCGAGGAUUGCGCCUACGACGAGGAGGACGAGGAGCCAUGCACCUGCGGCGAGCACGAGCUGGUGCGUCUGUGCUGCGAGGAGGGUUGCCAGUGCAACUAUGCCGUCAAUCCUGCCGAGGCGGGUGAGGGCAGGACGCCACAGAGUCCCAAAUACCAGCCGCCAAUUGAGUUCGUCGACGAUGCGGCACUCAGUCCGCCCGAUGGCUACAAGGACAGCAGUCUGAAGAACACGCUCGGCGGCGCCCUGAGCGGUCACAUCUUUGGGGCGCAGCACCUGCAGCAGCUGCAGGUCAUCCAGCGGCUGCAGCAGCAGCGUGCCGCAAUGCUGGCCGCCCGCAACACCACAGGCGGUCAGAUACCGCCCCCACCCCCGCCCGUUGGCACUGCUCAGCAACAGCAGCAGCAACAGCAACAGCAGCAGCAGCAGCAACAGCAGCAACAACAGCAGCAGCAGCAACAGUCGCAUCAGCAGCCGCAUCAUGGAGCCAUGCAGCAGCAGCAGUCGGAGGAGGACCUCCAGGGCGUUUGCACCGAGUGUGCCGAGUGCGCCGAAUGUGCGGCCAAACAGCUCCAGGAAGCAGAAUGCAGCUCCCCGCAGUGUCCGGAGGAGAUGACCCCACUGGGUGUGCCCGCUGUGGCCAUUCUGCCGCUGCACACCAGUUCCCCGGAGCGCCGGAUCACCCAGAAGGAGAUCAUCGCCGGCGAGGAGCGGCCCAAAUACGUCCUGCAAUCGCAGUACAAGCCAUCGCCCACUGGAGUGGUGAAAGCUAGAAAGGAUUCGGGCAGUAGCAAGGCCAGUUCCGGAUCCAUCUCCGGCUCAGGCUCCAGUUCCGCCCAUGGAACAGCCACCCAAGUCCCGGUUCCCGUUCAAGUUCAAGUUCCAGCUACGGCCAUCAGUAGCCAUCAGUCCUCGAAAAAUAAGCGAUUUGUUGUUGAAACCAUUACCACUAUGACCACAGUGACCGAGCGUCGGAUCAUCCGCGAGGCGCACGAGGAUGUGGCAACCGCUGGAUCCGCCCCUGCACCUGGCACCGCCGCGCCAACGGUUGGAGCUGCGUCCGCCACUGGAGCUGAUGCAUUACCGCCCGCCUUGCCGGCCAAGGCGAGUGCAACAGCAGCAGCUGCAGCAGCAGCCGCCGCAGCAGCAGCAUCGGCAACCGCAUCCACAUCCACAUCCGCAUCAGUAUCCGCAACGGAACAGCAACAGUUCGAGGCACAGAAACCGCCACCCAUACCGCCCAAGGAGACAUCACCCACGCAGAUCAGCGGCAUCCUCAAGGGCGGCAAACUAUGGAAGCAGGACUCGAUCUCACAGCAGUCGGAUGACCAGAACAAUACCACAUCGGAGGACGAGAGCGGUGGCACCAAGCGUUCGGUGCGGUUUGUGACCGAGGAUCAGGCGAAUGCCGGCACCGAUAGCGAUGGUCAGUCCCUGGCCGGUGACCUGGACGACAGUGAGAACCAGAUCAACGAGCUAAUCCCGAUCAAGAAGCACUCGACGCUCUUCAACAACGCCCUGCGUCCCAAUUCGGCGGUGCGCCAACUCUUCCCGAGCGUCUCGGCUCAUCAGGCACCGGUGCUCACCUCGGAGGCACUACGGGCCUUCGAUGAGUCCAAGCGGGCAGGCUGCCUGGUCACCCACUUGCCUGGAAGCUGUGGUGACUCCGACACCUUGCGGAGGAGCAUGGAGCGCAAUAUACUGCGACGAUCGCUGAUUAAAAAAAAGGCUGUCAAAUCGGACAUUUCGCUGGAGGAGCGCAUCAAGCAGCUGACCUGCGACAUCGACGAGGAUCUAGCCGAGGAACUGCAGCGGGCUGUGGACGAGGAUGCUGAAUCUGUGGCCGAACGUGCCGAUGAGUUGGCCCAGCGCAACAGUCCCGCCGGCGAGGAGAAUCCCAAUCCGGUGCCUGGUUCUGGACAAGCUCACAAGUUCGUCAAUGGCGAGAAGAGCUUCUCGCCGAGCAGCUCCGUGUCGAGCUCCUCGAGCGGAUCGUCGGCCUACAAGAAGAUCGCUGACAUCUUCAACCGCGACAAGAAGCAGGAGAAGAUCAUGGAAAUGGAGGAGAAUCCCAUAGUCAUCAUACCACAGGAGUGCCGUUGUCCCGCUGCUCCGGACUUGGGCAUGGGCAUCCAGGUGCCGGUGGUGCACACGCAGAUCCACCGCACUCCGCCCCGCCAAACGGAGCCGAAGCGCCAGUUCCUCUCCUCCACUUUGGCUCCCCUGACCGCCUGUGUGGCUGGGAACAAGGACGACCUAUCCUCCUACUACACAUUGGCCGCUGCAGCUGCUGCUCAUCCGCAUGCCCAUGGCCACGCCCACACGCAUGCGCAUGCCGCCCACUAUGCCGCCGCCGCUGCGGCGGCUGACUUUAAUAUGGGACAGCUACUGGGUGCGGCUGCAGCCGCUGCCGCCUCUGGAGAUCCCGCUGCCCAGCAUGCGGCUGCCAUGGCGGCGCAGGGAUUGGCCCAAGGAUUGGCUGCCGCCGGAGGUGCUGGGGGAGCAGGAGGACUUGGUGCCGGAGAGGAUGCUCGCAAGGUGGCACCCGAUGUGAUUGCCGGAACACCGGGUCAGGAGGCCGCCGGGCGGCAGGAGCAGGACGAACUGGCCGCCUUUGCCCAGGCAGACGCCAAGCGGACCGAGCAGCUCAAGAAGCGGUACACGGGAGCGGGCUCCGAGCCCAGUCAAUCGCAGGCCAGCAGCGACGAUGACGAGCAGAACGACUAUGGGUUCAACAAGCGUCCCUCGGUGCGGGGCAUCAAGCCCAAGUUCAGUUCGACCAACGAGAUCCUGGCCCAGAUGCAGGAGCAGCUGAGCGCGGCGAUACCCACGGUGGUCAAUAGCCAGCCCGUGCAGCAUGCGGUCAAGGGUUAUGCCAUGCCAAAUACGCUCAAGCAGAAUCCCUCGCCGCAGAAUGUGCCACAGAACUUGCAGCAGCAGCAGCAGCAACAGCAGCAGCAACAGCAGCAACAUCAGCAGCAGGCGGUGCAUCAGCAACAUCAGCAGCAGUUGCAGCAGCAAAUGGCCGCCGCGCUGCAGAAAACGGAGCAGCGAACGUGGAGCUUCUACAGCGAGACCGGGGAACAGCAGCGCUUCCCCAUGGAUGCGGCUGCCAUACAGCAGACCUACUACCAGACCCUGCCCGCCGGCACCAUGUUCCGCCAGACGAUGAUCCAGCAGGGCGCCACUUCCGCCGGCGGUGCCGAUGAUGCAUCACUGCUGUACGCCGCCGCUGCAGCCGCCCAAAAUUGUCAGAGUGUCACGGCGACGGCAACGGCCACCGCCACCGCCACGGCCAUCGAGCAGAGCAAGCACAGCAGCUACAGCAGCCACUUCGCCAGGAGCCCCACCCGGCGGCCAGAGUCGCCUCCCCCGCUGCGCAACUACCAUCAGACCAUGGUCCUCAUCCCGUAUAACGCGGAGACCUACUCACAGUUCGCCGCCAGCAGCAGCGGCGAUCCCAAGCUGGCGCACAUCCAGCGCCAAAACAUCCUCGAGUACCAGCAGGUAACCCAGCAGACGAUUCGUGUGCCCAUUGGCUAUGCCCUGCCCGGCAUGCAGUUGCAUGUGGUGAGUGGGCGUGGCCAUGCCGCCCACUAUGCCCAGCACCAGCAGCAGCACCAGCAACAACAGCAGCAGCAGCAGCAACAGCAGCAGCGCCUGAUGCAGGGACACUAUCAAUUUGGACCGGAUGGCGGAAUGCCAGGAUUCAGCGAGCGCGGAGUGCCCGAAGGAGCGGCCGCCGUAUCGCACAGCGAUUGCAAUGCCAUGGUGUCGCCAACUUCGGCCGCAGCAGCGGUACAGCAACAGCAGCAGCAGCAGCAACAGCAGCAGCAGCAGCAGCAGCAGCAGAUACAGCAGCAGCAACAACAGCAGCAGCAACAGCAACAGGUCGCCGGAGGAGUGGGUGUGGGCGCCCAGGCCCAGGGAUCCGUGUACUAUGCGAUGAACGUAUGACCCGCGCUCGAAUAGUCGAUGCCAGCGGCGGUCAUUGUCGAGCGCCGCCAGUGUCAACUUGUCGAAAUGUCAGCGACUUCAGUGCAUUUGGGUAGCGGCGGCAUGGGCGGCAGAUGAGCGCCCGCCCCGCGGUAUUCCAAAUGCGAAACGGAGUCCGUGAUUGAGUCCUCGAGUUCCCAUCAGGUCCCAUCCGCUGAUUUCAGUUGCCCCUCAGUUGACCCUAGCGAGCGUUUUUGAAUCAGUUUGAUCUUCCGUUUAGGCAGUGUAUCUGUAUCUUUAUCUGUAUCUGUAUCUGUAAGCGUAACCGUAUCUGCUUUCGCGUCAGUAUGAUUAUCAUUAUCUGUAUCCGUAACCGUGUUGUCAGUAUCUUUGUGUCGCUGGACGUGUGUCUCACAAAUACUCCAGUACGGCCUGUCGCUACGAACCUUCAAAGCUUUCAAAUCUCUUGAGUUUUUUGAUAGAUGCAAGAAGAAUACGUUCUGAAGUGCAUAGAACACUUUAAAGCGUUUUUGAGGUGGUUUCGAAGCUCUUGAGGUUUUUAACACGCCCAUUAAAAUAGAAUUAACAAAAUAAACAUCUUAAGUUGGUGGUAAACGAUGCAGCGGCAUCAAAAUAAUUUUGAUACUAUGUGCAUCAUGGAAACGAAACUGCGGUUGCACCGUUUACAACCAGCUCCAUCAACGAGAUCCAAUGUGAAUCACUCCACGUUAUGCAAUGCUCCAAAAAGUAAUGUUUAAGUUCAGCCUUGUCGUCGAGGAUUUAAUUUAAUAGGUAUUAAUCUUUAGUCGAGUGUAGUGAAGAAAGGAUGAAAAUCUAAACCAAAACACAACCAAAUCACAUGAAUUUAUUUCGAGCAUGUACAUGCUGGGUGCUAGUAAUGCAAAAACAAAAACAACAACAACCGCAACAAAAACACAACAAAACCAAGAAAGAGUUAAUUAAGCUAUAAUGAUUAUAUUUAACAAAGUUAAACCCAAAACAAAGAUAUGUCAUAACAUUACUUUUAAUUCCAUUUUUUUUUUGCUGUUAGCCAAGGAAACCGAGUUUUGCUCAAUGAGAAGUGCAUUUGAUUUUAAACACAUCUAUUUAAUAACUAACAUACAUUAUUAUAUAUCGACAUAUGCGAAUGCUUAACUAAAUUAUACAUAAUUAAUUAUAUUUCAUUGAAUUGAUAUUAUAAGGUAUUUUCAAUGUAGUGCAAUUUGUUGCUAACUCCAAAAGUUCUCUUAGCAGAGAGUAUUAUAUAAAAACAUAAAUAUAUAUAUAUUUUAUGAGUAUCGAAAUUAUAGGACUAUUUUUAGGCUUAGGCUUUAUUUGUAUACAAUUUAGUUUUAAUUAUUUUUUUUCCUUAUGUAUAAUAAAUUAAAAGAAAUUUUCAACAAUUUUUGGUUUCCUACGCUUAAGAAAUGUACCGCCAUGUUUUAGCAUGGUACAUGUAAAAUCUAUAGGCGAACACAUCUAUGUGUACUUAUGCUUUGUAAGCUACAGUUUGUUUGGGUUUCAUUUGUAGAUCGAUCAGCCGGCAUCGCAUUCCACAUCUUCCACAUUCCACAGACCCUAAGAGAUGUACAUAUGUUGAAACCCUGGAAGAUUUCAUCACGAUUGUGCCUAAAAGUAUGCAAGAAACUGACAUCAUCAUACUUUUAAGCACCUAACAAGUUGUGUUGAAAUCUGCGGGUGAAACCACACAUCUCCGAUCGCCUUUCUCCCAAAGUGAGAGCAUCAGUGCCAAAAGCUUGCAUCCCAGACCUCUCUCAAUCAUCCCAUACCACCCAAUCAUCUCACCUAGUUGAUAGAGUUACCAUUUAAAUCGUGCAAUCAUACGAAAAAUGUUAGAAGAUACCACACAAAGUCACGAUGAACCGAGGAAAAUAUCGUAUCUCUUUAAAAAAAACAUAGGUCUACAUACAAAAACAUACAUACAUAGAUGUAAGUGCAUUUGUGCAUGCAUCCCGCAUACAAAACAUUAAGAUGAUAUACAGACAUACAUAUAUAAAAUAUGCAUAAUGUAUUUCGAUUCAGAUAUUGUGUUAAUGUCUAUAACGAACAUAUUGAAAACUAUUGAAAGCAAACACGAAUUAAGAGUGCAAUAAUGUUAAAGUGAAAUUACCGCUGACAGGAAACGGAAGCCGAAAAUGAUGAAAAAGGACAACGCAAUUCCGUGAGAGCGCACGAGCGAGCUAGAUAGUUGGUCGGCCAGUUAGACAGGGAUGGCGAGAGCCGAAAGAGACAGAGAUAGCGCGCAUAACGAAACAGUAGUCAUAGAUUUAAAUACACAGACAUUUACAGAGCGAUUAACUAUAAUGGAUAACUAAAGCGUGGUUAGGUGUUCGAUACUCAAGUUUUUUUUUUAGUUUAUUCUUCGGUUAAAUAUUUUCGUUGCACUUUUUCGCGGUUCCACUGAGAGAUUCCGACACUAGAAAUUGACUAGAAAACGCAGCGCGAUUUGCAUAUUAUAUAAAUACAGUUAGAGCCAGAUAGCGAGCGAGAGUAAAGCGAUAAAUUAUAAAUAAAUAUAUAUGUAUAUAUAUACAUACAGGCAUACAUAUAUAUAUAUACAUGGAUAUAUACUAGAUGUUUAUGUAAUACAUAAAUGGCAUUGAACGAAUUCCAAGCACAUUGCAAGAAUCCCAAAUCAAAAAAUCGCAUGAAAUUGCCCCGUACCUUUUGCGUUUUACUCCCAGAUGUAACUCAAUUUUUUCUAUGCAAAAGUAGUUGAAAAUUAUAUAAUGAAAACCGAUUAGAAGAACAAAGCAUACAUAUAUAUAUAUAUAUAUAUAGAGAGACACACAUCGACAGUAUCCUAUUCGAAUGAUUUCUUUGAGAACUUGAUUUGCGAUUUUGGAUAUGCAGCAAGAAAAGUAAAACCAACAACAGAAAAUGUGUAAGAAAUAGUAUAAAUAAGGUCGGAAAUUAAUGCCACGACAUUACGCUAUAUGUAUAUGCUCGGGGCAAGCAACAACAAAUCCAAUAAAACAAAGUAAUUAACAACAAAUAAAACGGAUGAAACAACCAAGAUUAUGUAAGCGAUGGAUCGAAGUAAGAAUUGAUGCGAACGGCACAAGUAUAUAACAAAUUUCAACAAGUAUAUGACUGAGCCAAUGACUCAAAGAUACAUUUUAAAUAAAAUGGAAAACCAGAAAUAUAUGAAAAAUAUAAAAACGAUAAGCAGGUGAA
Drosophila simulans is the source of this 10404-nucleotide messenger RNA. RefSeq lists its product as uncharacterized. The transcript is spliced from 8 exons. The record is from RefSeq and is a predicted model, not a curated record. NCBI's taxonomy places the organism in Eukaryota, Metazoa, Arthropoda, Insecta, Diptera, Drosophilidae. The coding region runs from base 397 to 7227 and encodes 2276 amino acids.